Messenger RNA from Wasmannia auropunctata (little fire ant), 1570 nucleotides. RefSeq lists its product as uncharacterized. Lineage: Eukaryota; Metazoa; Arthropoda; Insecta; Hymenoptera; Formicidae. The coding region runs from base 346 to 1509 and encodes 387 amino acids. The transcript is spliced from 6 exons. The record is from RefSeq and is a predicted model, not a curated record.
GAUGUCCGAUCUUAAUUCAAUUUCCAGACGAUUAUUUUGUCUAUAUCGAAUAUCCGCGAAUAAAAAAAAUUAUGAUACAAAAAUGUUUGAUGUUAUAUGAACAUUGUUACAGUUCAUAUAUUGCAUAGCUUUCUUCCAUUAUUUUUAACCUAAACCUAAACUUCAGUAAUUUCAAUAAAAACAUUUCUCUUGGAAAAAUUGCAAUAAUGAUUUAUUGAAAAAUUUAUAAAUAGAAGUGAUAAAGGGUAUCACUUAUCUCGUAUUUGUGUUAUAUUAUUAGAAAAGACGAUUUUCCUAGACUGCUUCUGACAAUUAUCUUACUUUCAAUUUACAUAAGAUUCGAAAAUGCCAAAAAAAUACAGAACUAAAAGCUUCCAAUUGUGUCAUUGUUGUCACAAAUGGCGCUGCCAAUGUCUGGUGCCACGAAAAGAGAAACCCCAUCCUCCCUUUAACAGCGGAACAGAGCCAGGUAGCAAAAUGGGCUUGCAUCCCAAACUGAAGGCGCUUGUGCCAACGUCGCCAGCUGUGGGUUCUUACCAUCCUCGACCGAUCGAUCAUAAAUCCUUAAUUAUUAGUUGGCGAAGACAGCAAGAAACAGAAGAAUUUUCCGCCGCGAUGAGCAGGUUGGCAAAGGAAAUUGAGGACAAGAAGAGCAUAAUAAAAAUCGAUCGCGGACCCGCAAGUUAUGAUAUACUUCGCUGGCCAGAAAGGCCAGUUAUAGACGCUUUAGGCGAACCUUGUAAGAGUUUGCGAAUGGAUGUUGGUUUCGGGACCGUUCCGCAAUUCCAAACGAUUUACAAAUCCACCACGCCCGGUCCAGGAUACACACUGAGAACGCACAAUCCCUUUUUCUUUUUGGAUCAAAAAAGGUUACAAGAUUUUUCCCAUACACCUUCAUUUGAGUACGACAAUUUAGCUCCCAGAUUCCGAGAAACUAUAAGUACCUGCAGGUCUUUACCAUGCAAUAGAUACAAUGUGAAACAUCCAAAUUCACUGCAAGUCUACCUUGAGAAGGUCACAAGCAAGAGGGGACCUUACGAUCUUUUCACAGGUCCGAGAGACGAGAGUACUAUCAAGGGUUACUGGGCACAUGCAAAGUUAGAGGAUCGGGAUGAUUGGCCACGAAAAUUGCCAAGUGAAAUGGAGAAGCUCUCGAGCAAAUGUAACUAUUUCAAAGGAAAAUGGUCCACCAAUCCUAGAUAUACGAAGAAACCGGUUACGAGAAUGAUGUUACAAGAUAUCGGCACGUGUUACAAGGAUCCCGAUGAACCGGGGCCUGGUCAUUACAAUCCUCGGACACCGCAAAAACCGAGUUCGCUCAAAAGAUAUCCCUUCGAUAGCAAUAUAGAAUAUGCGCAACCACUUCCGCCAAGUGACAUUCGUCCUGGACCAGGAAGAUACAAGAUUAAACAGAAAUAUCAUGUAAAAGGAUACGGAUGGACGUGUGUUUUCAAGAGCAAAGUGCCUAGAACGAUCGGCGUCAUUGCGCCAUCGUUAUAUAAUGACUAAUAGAUAAUUUCUGCGGAUAAUUUAAUAAUAUAAUAAAAUAAUAUAAUAUAAUAAAAAACAU